AUGGAAUCUCGUAUCCAUGCGAUUUGGAAACCAGUUGGGCAGCUUCAGCUGGUGGACCUCGAUAAUAAUUAUUUCCUAGUCCGUUUUACUGAUGAAAAAGACUUCAAUAAAGUUCUCACUAACGGACCUUGGGUGAUAUUUGAUAGUCAUAUGACAGUACAACCGUGGAGUCGCUCGUUUAAGACAUCCGAAAAGUAUCCUUCACAUGUUAUUGUCUGGUUACGGCUCCAAGCUUUAUUUCGACGUAUUGCUUCAUUUAUUGGACGAGUUGUAAAAAUCGACUAUAACAUUAACGGUGGGGAGUGUGGAAAAUUCGAGAGGCUUGCUAUCCUUUUAGAUUUGAAUAAGCCGGUACUGUCUUCAUCUAUUAAUGGGAACUUACAAAGACUGGAAUAUGAUGGUUUACAACAAGUGUGUUUUAAGUUUGGUGUUUACGGCCAUGCGAAAGAUCACUGUGGAAGGUCGAUGGCCAAGAUAGGCAAUUCGGAAGGUGAUAAAAACACUCUUUUGGAAUCUAGUGACCCGAACAAGGUGGAAGAUACAGAAGCGAACCUGUUCGGGUCGUGGAUGAUUGUUGAUACUAGGCGUCGCAAAAAGGUCGUUAAUAGUGAUGCAACGAAGUUGACUAUGGUUCCAAAUGUUUGUUCUUGA
Molecule: messenger RNA, 651 nt
Organism: Hibiscus syriacus
Lineage: Eukaryota; Viridiplantae; Streptophyta; Magnoliopsida; Malvales; Malvaceae
Exons: 1
Coding region: 1-651 (216 amino acids)
Source: RefSeq, a predicted model, not a curated record